GGCGAGACAUCCUCGUGACUCGUGAGAGGCCCUCUCUCACCACUCUUUCAAGUUUCAACAUCUGAAUUUUUUACUUUUCUGUUUUCUUGGUUAAUUGUCUUCCCCUGGACAAGUUUCCCAGGAAUGUAAAACUUCUCCCGAGAAAAUAUCCAUUGUUUCCAUCGACGCCAAAACCAAACAACAUCGAGAAAACUCCCUUUGGGUUUUGAACCUUGAUCAUGGGUGCUGACUCUCCAUUAUCAGAAACAAGAUCAGUAGAAAAUCAAUUUGACCGUGAAGAUGUAAACGAAACGCGUUCAAAGGAAGCGAAGGGAAAGAGACUCUGGAAGAAAGUUAAAUAUCAGCUUAUUGAAUACCAUUCAUUGCCUUAUUUUUUAAGGGACAAUGAGUUCAUUUUGGGUCAUUACCGAUCGGAAUGGUCAUUGAAGCAGGUGUUUCUAAGCAUCUUCUCCAUUCAUAAUGAGACUCUUAAUGUCUGGACGCAUUUGAUCGGGUUCUUCCUUUUCCUUUUCCUAACCAUAUACACAGCAACAAAAGCUCCAGACCUCAUGGAUCUGUCUUCCCUGCAACGUUUGUCUGACAUGAUUAGAAGAGCCGAUUUGCACAGAAUUCAUCCAGAACUGUUGAAUUGCCUCCCUUCGCUAUCUUUGCCGUCUAUGGAUUUUCUCUCCUCAGUUUCAGGGAAUAUAAGGGAACUUCUCGCCAAUUGCUUGCCUGACCGGUUCUCCCAUGGCAAUCAAACAGAGAAUUCUGUUCUGGAUGGAGUAACGGAUGACGUGAUGAACAUGGUGGCCCCCCUUAUGUAUCGGCCCAUAACAAGGUGGCCCUUCUUUGUGUUCCUAGGUGGAGCCAUGUUCUGCUUGCUAGCCAGCAGCACAUGCCAUCUCCUUAGUUGCCAUUCAGCGCGCCUUUCCUACAUAGUGCACAGAUGUGACUAUGCAGGCAUCGCUGCACUCAUCGUGACCUCAUUUUACCCUCCUGUCUACUACUCCUUCAUGUGCAACCCCUUCCUUUGCAACCUCUACUUAGGUUUCAUCACAAUACUAGGUAUCACCACCAUGGUUUUCUCCCUCCUCCCAUUUUUCCAAGGAGCCAAGUUUCGUAGCCAUCGUGCUUCUCUCUUCUUUGGGAUGGGCGUGUCAGGUGUUGUGCCUUUAGUUCAUAAGCUCAUAGUGUUCAGGAAUCAGCCAGAGGCCAUCCAGACAACCGGCUAUGAGGUGUUAAUGGGGGUUCUUUAUGGACUAGGGGCAUUGAUUUAUGCUACAAGGAUACCCGAGCGGUGGAGACCAGGGAAGUUUGAUAUUGCUGGGAACAGUCACCAACUUUUCCAUAUCUUGGUUGUGGCAGCAGCUUACACACACUACCGUGCCGGUCUACUGUACCUAAGAUGGAGGGACUUGAAGGGUUGUUAGCUUGUAUUGAGACUAUAGGAGGACCAACAUUGGAUAAUAUUAUACAGAGGGUAUUUCUAGCCCUUCUGCGUUGGAUUUGGAUGUGUAGUUAACUUUUGCCUCUGGCCAUCUGAAAAUUUGUACAUAUUCCUUUUUACUUGAUGAAAAACUUCCAGCAAAUGUAAUCAUAAGUUUGGUAAAAGAAGAAAUACCUUUCGUAAAC
Messenger RNA from Malus domestica (apple), 1614 nucleotides. Its product is annotated as heptahelical transmembrane protein 4-like. Gene Ontology annotation, molecular function: signaling receptor activity. NCBI's taxonomy places the organism in Eukaryota, Viridiplantae, Streptophyta, Magnoliopsida, Rosales, Rosaceae. Gene Ontology annotation, biological process: response to hormone. The record is from RefSeq and is a predicted model, not a curated record. Gene Ontology annotation, cellular component: membrane.